CCCUUUUCUCCCUGAACCGAGUCUACUCAUGACACCUGUUCGAAUUCGAAUCGCUUCUCCCUCCAAACCCUAAGAAGGCUGCCGAACGCCGGAGGUACAGGUCAUCCUCCUCCGGCAGCGGCGACCAUCAAAUUGAGGAGCUGCUUCCAUCCCCUCGGCUCCUCUUGGCGUGAUCCAUCUCAGUCUACAGUACUCAACUUCUAUAUAGGUCUGUGUCGAGCUUCAGUGACGUCACCUUCUUUUAAAGUGAGGAUGGUUUUCGUUACUAGGAUGCUCUUAUUGAUGCCUGUUGGGCGAUAUCGAGCAGCCUAACAUUCUUGAAGUCUGCUUCAAGUCCGCGGCUCUUUUCCGGUGAAUGUGGUGACGACAUCAUCAUUUGAAGAUAUUGUUUCCAUUCUUCUUCGAGCUACAAGCUGUUUUAAACCAUGAAUAAGCAAGCUUCUGUUGUUCCUAGUUAUGGGAAGAACAAAGGACCAGUCACAAGAGCUAGAGCUGCCAGCUUGGCUUCUCAUGGCCGAAGACUGCUGCCAAGGCCACCUUUAAUACCUGAUAAAAAACAAACAAAAGUGGGAAGAACAAAGAGAGUGAUUUCAGAAGAGAACAAUCCUACUGCCCCAUAUGCUGUAACUUCGCAGAACAAAAAAAGAGCGGUACUUAAGGAUGUCUCCAAUGUGUGCCGUGAGAGUUCUUACAGAAAUUGCGCUAAUGCAGUAAAAAUACAGGCCAAGGAUUGCAAGCAGCAAGUUCGACCAGAAAAUUUGAAAGCCAAAACAAGUUCUGAUCAAAGGGAUUUAAAAUCCACCCCCGCCAUUUCUUCUAGUUUUGAGCAGCAUCAUGAUGGAAACGCUGGAAAAUGUGUAGUAGAUAUGUCAGAGAAUUUAAGUGUUCGAGAGAGCUCAUUUACUACAGCAAAUUUGGAUGGGACCAUGCAAAACAAUAAUUUGGAUGGGACUAAAAUGGAAGUUAAAGGUAUCCUUUCUGAGGACCAGGACUUCAAUUGCUCAGGUAUUCAUGACAUUGAUUUGGAUCUUUCAAACCCUCAAAUGUGCAGCCUCUAUGCAAAAGAUAUAUAUGCUAAUCUAAGAGCUUCUGAGCUCAUCCGUAGAGCCUCUUCAACUUUUAUGGAAACCUUGCAACGAGAAAUCACUCCAAGUAUGAGAGGCAUCUUGAUUGAUUGGCUGGUUGAGGUUGCUGAGGAGUACAAACUUGUUCCAGAUACACUUUAUUUGAGUGUUUAUGCCAUCGAUAGAUUUCUAUCUGGAAAUUGUAUUGAAAGGCAAAAGCUGCAACUUCUUGGUGUGACUUGCAUGUUGAUUGCAUCGAAGUAUGAAGAAAUUUGUGCUCCUCGUGUGGAAGAGUUCUGCUUUAUUACAGAUAACACAUACACCAAAGAAGAUGUACUCAAAAUGGAGGUUCAAGUACUAAGCUAUUUGGAUUUUCGAUUGUCUGUUCCCACAAUAAAAACAUUUUUAAGGAGGUUCCUCAGAGCAGCACAAGCAUCUCAUAGCGCUCCCUCUCUUUCUUUAGGAUACAUGACAAAUUAUUUAUCGGAGCUUACAUUGGUCGAAUAUAGUUUCUUAAAGUUUCUUCCUUCUGUUAUAGCUGCGUCUGCUGUGUUCCUCGCCAGAUGGACGUUGGACCAAUCUGAGGAGCCUUGGAAUUGCACUUUAGAGUACUACACCUCUUACAAUGCAUCAGAUCUAAAGUCUGCAGUUGUACAAAUGCAUGAUCUGCAGCAGAAUUCCAGUAGUUCCCCACUCAGCGCAGUUCGUGAUAAAUACAUUCAGGACAAGUAUGAACGGGUGGCUUGUAGAGUAUCUCCAAAACUUCCAGAUUCACUAUUUUCCUGAUACCUAUGGACGAGGAACCUUCCUUUUUUUUUUUAUUUUUUUUAAAUUGUUUUUAGCUAGUCUUCAUUCAUUUUGAUCAAAGCCUCAUCUAAAGGGAGAGGGUUUGUAGCACAGGUUAGUGCUUAGAUCUUACUGCUAGUUAAAAAAGCCAUGUAUACCUGUUUUAACUUGUGACUCUCUUCUCCGCUUUUCAUUGUAUUUCAUCCAUUAUGUACUGCUUAACCUUACUUGUGUAAAAAUUUCCAGUUUAAUGUUAUCUCCUUAACAUAACUGUU
Phalaenopsis equestris is the source of this 2125-nucleotide messenger RNA. RefSeq names its product cyclin-A2-1-like. NCBI's taxonomy places the organism in Eukaryota, Viridiplantae, Streptophyta, Magnoliopsida, Asparagales, Orchidaceae. Bases 426 to 1850 code for a protein of 474 amino acids. The record is from RefSeq and is a predicted model, not a curated record. Gene Ontology annotation, biological process: regulation of cyclin-dependent protein serine/threonine kinase activity; mitotic cell cycle phase transition. Gene Ontology annotation, molecular function: cyclin-dependent protein serine/threonine kinase regulator activity. Gene Ontology annotation, cellular component: cytoplasm; nucleus; cyclin-dependent protein kinase holoenzyme complex. The transcript is spliced from 12 exons.